Messenger RNA from Candida tropicalis MYA-3404, 1371 nucleotides. RefSeq names its product glutamate dehydrogenase (NADP(+)) (gene GDH3). Bases 1 to 1371 code for a protein of 456 amino acids. The record is from RefSeq and is a predicted model, not a curated record. The transcript has a single exon. Gene Ontology annotation, cellular component: cytosol. Gene Ontology annotation, molecular function: L-glutamate dehydrogenase (NADP+) activity. NCBI's taxonomy places the organism in Eukaryota, Fungi, Ascomycota, Pichiomycetes, Serinales, Debaryomycetaceae.
AUGGUCUUACCUUACGAACCAGAAUUCCAACAAGCUUACGAUGAAUUAGUCUCUGCUAUUGAAGACUCUACUUUGUUCCAAGAAGAACCAAAAUACAAAAAAGUCAUCCCAGUUGUUUCUGUCCCAGAAAGAAGUGUCCAAUUCAGAGUUGCUUGGGAAAACGAUAAAGGUGAAAUUGAAGUCAACCACGGUUACAGAGUCCAAUACAACUCUGCCUUGGGUCCAUACAAAGGUGGUUUGCGUUUCCACCCAACCGUCAACUUAUCCAUCUUGAAAUUCUUGGGUUUCGAACAAAUUUUCAAGAAUGCUUUGACCGGUUUAUCCAUGGGUGGUGGUAAAGGUGGUUCCGACUUUAACCCAAAGAACAGAUCCGAUAGUGAAAUCAGAAGAUUCUGUGUUGCUUUCAUGAGACAAUUGGCUAGAUACAUUGGCCCAGAUACUGAUGUCCCAGCUGGUGAUAUCGGUGUUGGUGGUAGAGAAGUCGGUUUCAUGUUUGGUGCCUACAAGCAAAUGCAAAACAACUGGGGUGGUGUUUUGACCGGUAAAGGUUUGUCUUGGGGUGGUUCUUUGAUCAGACCAGAAGCCACUGGUUACGGUUGUGUCUACUAUGUUGAAAAAAUGAUUGAAAAAGCCACUGAUGGUAAAGAAUCAUUCAAAGGUAAAAGAGUUGCCAUCUCCGGUUCUGGUAACGUUGCCCAAUACGCCGCCUUGAAGGUUAUUGAAUUGGGUGGUAUUGUUGUCUCCUUGUCUGACUCCAAGGGUUCCAUCAUCUCCAAGAACGGUAUCACUGUUGAACAAGUUCAAGCCAUUGCCGCUGCCAAAUUGAAAUUCAAAUCUUUGGAAGAAAUCACCAAAGAAUCCGUUCAAUUGUUCUCCGGUGACAACUCUGUUGAAUACUUGGCUGGUGUCCGUCCAUGGACUAAAGUCGGUGCUGUUGACAUUGCCUUGCCAUCUGCUACCCAAAACGAAGUCAGUGGUGACGAAGCUAAAGCUUUAGUUGAAGCUGGUUGUAAAUUCAUUGCUGAAGGUUCCAAUAUGGGUUCCACCAAAGAAGCUAUCGAUGUUUUCGAAGCCAACAGAGAAUCCAACGGUGUUUGGUACGCUCCAGGUAAAGCUGCCAACUGUGGUGGUGUUGCCGUCUCUGGUUUGGAAAUGGCCCAAAACUCCCAAAGAGUUCAAUGGACUCAAGAAGAAGUUGAUGCUAAAUUGAAGGACAUCAUGUACACUUGUUUUGAAAACUGUUACCAAACUGCUCAAAAAUACUCUGUUGAAAAGAACAGCAACGGUUUGCCAUCUUUGUUGAAGGGUGCCAACAUUGCUGGUUUCAUCAAGGUUGCUGAUGCUAUGUUUGACCAAGGUGAUGUUUUCUAA